UUACAAGAAAUUAAAUGGAUUUAUAAGGCCAGCUCAACAUUAAUAAUUAAAAGAGCUAGCUAGGCCUUGUUGGGUUGGGUUUUUGGGCCUAAGUGGCCAAGCCCCUUCUUCUCUACACGAUGGCCAACCCGUCUCCGUGGCCCUCACCGCUGGACGAUGCCUCCACCCCUUGGUAUGAAAUUUGGCUCCGAAAAACUAAGUCUGGAAACAAGGCGACACAAUGGGGUGCCAAACGACCGGGUACCAAGCCGGAUACCAAAUAGGAGGCCAUCCAAAAACUAAGUCUGGAAACAAGGUGACACAACGGGGUGCCAAACGAUCGGGUACCAAGUAAGGGGGUCAACGACGGGGUAUCCAGCCGGCUUGGUACUUUGACAUAGAAUUUGGCUAAGUAUAGAGCCAAAGGGGUACCAAGCCGCCAAGGCAGGCCUGGUGCUAAGACAUAUGAAAAUUGGCUAAGUAUGGGGACAAGAGAGUACCAUGCCGGCAAGACGGGCUUGGUACCAAGACAUGAAAUUUGGCUAAGUAUGAAGCCAACGGGGUCGGCAAGACAUGCUUGCUAUCCAGGCAAUAGGGUACCAGGUAGGCAAGUCAGUCUUGGUACUACUACUGUGGUUGGCUUGGUAGCAAGGGGUGUCAAGUUGAUUACAUGGACUUGGUGGCAUGCUAGAAGGUAUCAAGCCGAUGAGACGGCUUGAUAACAACCAACAAGUUAAUGAGGAGGACUUGGCAUGGUGUCAUGAGGUGGUAGCGGUCUCAAGAGCGGGGAGUCAUCAAGCAGUCGAGGGUGAGAUCAAGACCUCAUCAUGGUUCAUGGAGACUAAGGCAAGAACCUCAACCCAAUCCAGUCAUGACAAGGCUACACGGCUCAACACCAACCCAACCGGUAUCGAGGCCAUCAAGUACCCACCAGCCCCAAGAUGGGACAAGGACCCCAAGGCGAUGGUUACCAACUAGUCACCAAGGCGGGACAAGGGACCCCGAGGCGGUUUGGAGCAAGAGGCCAGCUAGCAGUUACUACGGCGGUUACCAAGGCAGUUACACCCGAUGGCUAUAAAUAGGAGAAACGAAGACAGGAAAAGGGUUCCACAACCAACCAUUUGACACACUAUGUCAAACUUUAUCUUUUCUAUGCAAAUUAGUCAUAGACUUAGUAUUCGGAACUCUCGCUGAAUCUCCAUAGGAGUAGGAGUAACGUAACUUAGUUUUAUCAGCCAUCAAAAACAUCAAACACCCUCGUUCGAACAUUGUUCGGAGAGGAGUGAACAGUGUUAUUAAUCGUUGUUCAAGAAGUCAAAGGUUCAUCUAUUGAAAUCAAACACUAGAGUUUUCCUCGCCGGAAAACAAAUUGGCACACCCUGU
This is a messenger RNA of Linum trigynum, 1362 nucleotides long. The record is from the annotation of a GenBank genome assembly. Lineage: Eukaryota; Viridiplantae; Streptophyta; Magnoliopsida; Malpighiales; Linaceae.